AUGUAUUUUACUUGGAUACUCAUGAUUCUAUGCUUCGGAAUAUCACUUGGACAGCGAAUUCCCGAACAAAGUUCGCAGGAUCAGGAAAUGCAUCUGUAUUGCACCAACCGAGGCCAGCAUUCCGUCAGAACCGGUCACGAAAUUAAACAAGGAAAAGCUGGGCCCGUGGGGCCCCCUGGUGUCGUAAAUUACAAAAUCGUAAAUGAAACUAUAAAAGAACACUUCAAUGAUAUUUCCGUACAGAUACAAGCAAAGCUGACUCAAAUUGGUCCUGUUGUUGAGAAAUGUAGCGAGGACGUAGAGGAUUUGAAAGCAGAGAAAUCUUACCCUUGGUCAAAUCUGGAGGAUACAAAACUUGGAUUGGUUUGAACGACAUUCAAGAAGAAAAUACGUUUAUCUGGGAGGAUGGUGUAACGGCAACUGCAGGUUCUACUCCAUGGCAUGAGGGUGAACCAAAUAACUUCGACGGUAAUGAAGAUUGUGUCGAAGUGGUGCGUCGCUCUAAUUGGGAGCUGAACGAUAACAUCUGUACCCACCAAUAUAAAUAUUUAUGCGAGAUUGAACCA
Styela clava is the source of this 566-nucleotide messenger RNA. Lineage: Eukaryota; Metazoa; Chordata; Ascidiacea; Stolidobranchia; Styelidae. The record is from RefSeq and is a predicted model, not a curated record.